Messenger RNA from Sphaeroforma arctica JP610, 387 nucleotides. RefSeq lists its product as hypothetical. The annotation marks the transcript as partial. Lineage: Eukaryota; Ichthyosporea; Ichthyophonida. The record is from RefSeq and is a predicted model, not a curated record. The transcript has 2 exons. Gene Ontology annotation, molecular function: protein binding.
CUCUUGGCCUCGGGUUCGUAUGAUCAGACUGUUAAGAUUUGGGACACGCGGUCAUACCGCCACGCACACACUCUCAGCAGCCACGACCUUAUUGUCAGCGAUGUUGAUUGGUCAGGAGAUAGCUCACUGUUGGUCUCUGCGUCAUAUGAUUCAACCGUUAAGGUUUGGGACACGGAAACCGGUAGCCUGUUACACACAGAGGGUGUGAGUGGUUUUGCCCAGACCUGCACGUUCAGUCCCACCAGUAACGCGUUAUUCUUCACAGGCACAGCUAACAACGAAAUGGUUUUGGUGGAUUGGCGGAGGAGUGGGGGUAGCAAAGUGGCUAUGCGGUUUGCCAAUGAUACGAUGGUCAACUCAAUGUGCGUGUUCAGGGGAGUGUGUUAA